Molecule: messenger RNA, 3545 nt
Organism: Culex pipiens pallens (northern house mosquito)
Lineage: Eukaryota; Metazoa; Arthropoda; Insecta; Diptera; Culicidae
Gene: trc
Product: serine/threonine-protein kinase tricornered
Exons: 6
Coding region: 587-1972 (461 amino acids)
Biological process (GO): intracellular signal transduction; peptidyl-serine phosphorylation
Molecular function (GO): ATP binding; protein serine/threonine kinase activity
Source: RefSeq, a predicted model, not a curated record
UCUCGCUACAGCCAGCCAGCCAAAAAGAAAGGAAAAAAGUUGAUUCCUAGGAAAAAUUGAAAUCGAACGUCGUCCCGUCUCCGCGGUGUGAUUGCGUCCGUGAUUUCAGUUUCGAGUGUGGGUGAUUGGGGCCGCGCCGUCGUUGUGUCCCGCAAAGAGUUUGGAAGCAUCAACAGCAGGAGCAGAAAUGCGUUGAAAAUAGCACACGUCGAUCAAUCGUUGAUAGUGGCAGCAGCAUCGUUCCAUUUUGUUGCGAGUGCGGCGAGUGGUGUGCAAUAUUGAGGAAGAAAAAAAUAACGCGAACCUAUCGAGAACUGUGUGUGACCAGCAGGGUGGCAGAGUGCAGCGAAGAAAGAUUGAGAGAUCGUGUGAGGCAAUCUUGGCGGGUUUCAUCAUCCGGCUGGCGCUAGGAAGUGGAUUGAAGGCAGCAAGGAACGAGAAAGAAGUUUUCCGAGGGUGAGAAAAAGCAACGAGCAAACUUUCACCGACAAACGCGCGCUUGCCAGCGUAACCGCAACUGAGUCACAGCAGCAGCAGCAGCAGCCCAGCGGCCCGGAACUGACCGGCACAACAACCAGCGCGCAAGAUGACCGCAACGGACAACACGAUCCGCUUCAGUGACCACACGCUGGACAAGGCGACAAAGGCGAAGGUGACACUGGAGAACUACUACAGCAAUCUGAUCACGCAGCAUGGCGAACGGAAGCAGCGCCAGGCCAAGCUGGAGGCAUCGCUCAAGGACGAGGCGCUGUCCGAGUCCCAGCGGCAGGAAAAACGUCAACAGCACGCCCAAAAGGAGACCGAGUUUCUGCGGUUGAAGCGGUCCCGGCUCGGGGUGGAGGAUUUCGAAGCGUUGAAGGUGAUAGGACGGGGUGCGUUCGGCGAGGUUCGACUGGUGCAGAAAAAGGACACGGGGCAUGUGUACGCGAUGAAGGUUCUGAGGAAAGCGGACAUGUUGGAGAAGGAACAGGUGGCGCAUGUGCGAGCCGAGAGGGACGUGCUGGUCGAGGCGGAUCAUCAGUGGGUGGUUAAGAUGUACUAUAGCUUUCAGGAUUCGAUAAAUCUCUAUCUGAUAAUGGAGUUCUUGCCGGGCGGCGACAUGAUGACGCUGCUCAUGAAGAAGGACACCCUGUCGGAGGAAUGCACGCAGUUUUACAUCGCCGAAACGGCGCUGGCCAUCGAUUCGAUCCACCGGCUUGGCUUCAUCCAUCGGGACAUCAAACCGGACAACCUGCUGCUGGACGCGCGCGGUCACCUCAAGCUGUCAGACUUUGGCCUGUGCACGGGGCUUAAAAAAUCGCACCGCACCGACUUUUACCGCGAUCUGUCCCAGGCCAAACCGUCCGACUUUAUCGGAACCUGUGCCAGCCCGAUGGACUCGAAGCGCCGGGCGGAAAGCUGGAAGCGGAAUCGGCGAGCCCUGGCGUACAGUACGGUGGGAACGCCCGAUUACAUCGCGCCGGAAGUGUUUCUGCAAACGGGGUACGGGCCGGCCUGCGACUGGUGGUCGCUCGGCGUCAUCAUGUACGAGAUGUUGAUGGGAUAUCCGCCGUUCUGCUCGGACAACCCCCAGGACACGUACCGGAAGGUGAUGAACUGGCGCGAAACGUUGAUCUUCCCGCCGGAGACGCCGAUCUCGGAGGAGGCGCGCGAUACCAUCGUCAAGUUUUGCUGUGAGGCGGAGAGGAGGCUCGGUUCCCAGCGCGGCAUCGAGGACCUGAAGCUGGUGUCGUUCUUCCGGGGCGUCGACUGGGAGCACAUCCGCGAGCGGCCGGCGGCCAUCCCCGUCGAGGUGCGCUCCAUCGACGACACGUCCAACUUUGACGAGUUCCCGGACGUGGCGCUGGAAAUUCCACUUGCCGCCGCCCAUCCGACGCCCGAGGGUGAGGUCCUCAAGGAUUGGGUCUUUAUCAACUACACGUUCCGUCGGUUCGAGAGUCUCACGCAGCGCGGUACGCCGACGAAAAAGUAAGGAGGAGGUUUUGAUGAUGGUGAUGAGGACGAAGAAGCUGGCUGGACUCGACUUCCGGUAGUAUAUCUCUUGCUAAUAUUCUAAUCUCCAGACAAAACACACACACGUACGUACACACACACAGAAGAAGAGGAGGAGAAAAAAGUAAACACACACAUACAAUUUUACUAGAACUAUUCGCUGGAAAGAAAUUAUAUAUUUAACGACGCGAACGCAGGAAGAUUAAGAAUGACUCAAUGGUGAAGCAAACAAAACAAAAAUCGUAAAUUAGUAUCCUCUAUGAAAGUACAGAAAAAAUAUCUUUAAACACACACUCACACACAUAGUCACGCAAUACGCGUGAAAACAAAUCAAAGAAUAAUGAUAACGCUACGCUAAGGUUAGCAAAACUUUUGCCCCCACUCCCUUCCUCUCCACAAACUUCUUUAAGGUACACCCUUCUCUUAGUCGCUAGGAGUAGUGUGCAAUAUAUAUUCCAUUUCAAACUUGAGUUCAACAACACACAGUUCACAGUGUUAGUGUGUAGCAGCCUUUCCCUAAAUUUCCAGCUUUCACAGCCAAGUAGACUUACAAAUCACAUUUACAACACUUACGUUAUAGGAGCGAACCGAGAUCGUGUGCGUGCGCGCUUGCUUAAAAAAUAAUUGUGCAAAACAGAACAGAACACACAGACAAACAGAUAGCUAAUGUAACCGAGAAAAAGAAAACAAAAAAAGGUACAUGUUAAGUUAGUCCCUCCUGCAGUUCUCCAUGAUUUAGCGAAAAGAAAGGGAGUAAGCAUUUCUAGCGUGAUGCUUAGAGAGCAAGCUAUAUAUAGUAUUAGUAGAAAUUAUUAUUUUUAAAAAACCAUUAUCCUAAUUUUAAGUUUAAAUGUUUUGUUUUAUAGAGCAAGCGAACACUGUAAUUUUUGCAUCUUCUCGCGCUCACCUUGCUGCAAAGUUGAGUGUCGUGUUUCUUUUUGUGUCGUUUUUGUUUGAGUUGUGUAAAUAUUCACAAGAGAGAAAAAAAAGCAAAACGCGCCACACGUUAAAUUUGAGCAGCACGCCCUCCCUUAAAUUGUUCCCCCUCACAACACACAAAAAAAACUUUGGUUUAAUUUUGCUAGAAGCAAACAAUCACACACACCUAAAAAAAAGUUUAUUUUACUUUAUGUUUCGGUUUUGGACCACCUUAAAAAAAGAUAGAAAGAAAAAAAGAGAGUUUUUAUUUAUCCAAGUGCUUUGUGAAAGUCGACGGCAGGCAGGCAGGCGUUUAUUCCGUGUUUCCUGUUUUAUUAUUUUUAGGGUUCUAAGUUCGAUUGUGAGUGGAAAAAAGAACAGAAAAAAACAGAUAAAAAUAUAUAUUAUAAAACAGUAAAAAAAAAUCAACACACACAUGAAAUCCUUAGUGCUAAGAGAAAUGUGAGCGUUUUUAGUGUAAUGUCGACUAAUGGAGCAAGAGCAAAGUGAAAAUAAGUAAAAAGUACAUUAGAUAAUUUUGGGUUCUUCAGUUGUUGUGGGUUAUUUCUACUUUCGGUCGGUCAAUCUCGAGUUUUUAUUUUUAUUUCGGUCAAAAGUAAGAUCCUUUUCCCAGA